Messenger RNA from Daphnia carinata, 1710 nucleotides. RefSeq names its product kynurenine 3-monooxygenase-like (gene cn). Gene Ontology annotation, cellular component: mitochondrial outer membrane. The record is from RefSeq and is a predicted model, not a curated record. Lineage: Eukaryota; Metazoa; Arthropoda; Branchiopoda; Diplostraca; Daphniidae. The transcript has 12 exons. Gene Ontology annotation, biological process: L-tryptophan catabolic process; quinolinate biosynthetic process; NAD+ metabolic process. Bases 200 to 1570 code for a protein of 456 amino acids. Gene Ontology annotation, molecular function: kynurenine 3-monooxygenase activity; NAD(P)H oxidase H2O2-forming activity; FAD binding.
UACGCAGUCGGCCUCGCGCAGUCGUCGUUCGAUCGCACCUCACAACAGGUCAGACUGGUGCUUCUGCUCCAACCAAUAAAUUCACAGUUCCCAAUCAGAAUCAGUCCACAUAGCAAUCCGCUAGUUGCAAUUUUUUCGCAUCUCAAUCUUGUUUGAGGGAGUCUAGGUGCAGUCUAUAUCGCGUUGCUAAUUUUUGAAAAUGACCAGCCGAGAUCCGCAGAAGAAACUCAAAAUUGCUGUGGUUGGCGGCGGAUUGGUAGGAUCGCUGCAGGCAUGCUAUAUGGCCAAACGUGGACAUCAUGUCGAGCUGUACGAACUACGAGAUGACAUUAGGCUAAUGGAGCAUGUGCCAGGUAGGAGUAUCAAUUUGGCUAUGUCAAUCCGGGGGCGUUCGGGACUGAAAGAAGUUGGACUAGAAGAUGAGAUCAUCAAAAAUCACGGGCUUCCGAUGGAAUCGCGCAUGAUCCAUCGGGUGGACGGCUCUACUUAUCAAAUUCCCUACGGAAAAAAAGGACAGUGCAUUUACUCCGUUGGUCGUCGUUUCGUCAACGAGGUUCUCCUGAAUGCCGCGGAAAAGCUGCCGAACGUCCAUUUCAAUUUUGCCCACAAGAUGGUGGAUUCUGACCUGGACAAGGGCACCAUGACUUUUAAAAAUCUCAACAACGGAGAAAUCGUAGAAACGAAUGCCGAUCUGAUUCUCGGCACUGACGGUGCUUACUCUGCCGUACGCAAGCAGUUCAUGAAAAGAGCACGUUUCAAUUACUCACAAGAGUAUAUUCCGUGUUAUUAUCUGGAACUAUGCAUACCUCCAACAGCUUCUGGAAAUUUCGCCAUGAAUCCGAAAUGUUUACACAUCUGGCCUCGAGGUUCCUUUAUGAUGAUUGCGUUACCCAAUCAAGAUGCUUCAUGGACUGUGACACUUUUUAUGCCACACGAAAUGUUUGAGCAACUGACAACUCCCGAGAAAUUGAUCGCGUUCUUUCAAACUCAUUAUGCCGAUUCAUUACCUUUAAUCGGAAAGGAAAGGCUCGUGAAAGAUUACUUCGCUACCAAACCAUCGGGACUCAUCUCUGUUAAAUGCUAUCCCCAUCAAGCCGGAAAAGCUUUACUAAUGGGCGAUGCAGCUCAUGCCAUGGUGCCUUUCUAUGGACAAGGAAUGAAUGCUGGUUUCGAGGACUGCCUGGUUUUUAACGAAUUCCUUAAUCAGUAUGGGGACCAUAAUUUAGAAAAAGUCUUACCAGCUUACACGGAAUAUCGUCACGUAGACGCACACGCGAUUUGCGAUUUGGCUCUGUACAAUUUCAUUGAGAUGCGAGACCUGGUGAAUCGCUUUUCAUUUUUGGUAAGGAAGCGCUUCGACACCGUCAUGCAUUGGCUGUUCCCUAACUGGUGGGUCCCACUGUACACUUCGGUGACUUUCUCGAGGAUGCGCUAUCACUUGUGUAUCGAAAACAAAAAGUGGCAGGAUCGCGUGGUUACAAAACUCCUUUGGAGUACCGGAACGGCCGUCGUUGCCACAGCUGUCGUUGCCUUAUACAAUUUCCGAUCUUACCUGCAGAAGUUGUUUUAAUUGCUUCGCCCAAUAACUAGUCUUCAGUAGCUCCCGUUGAACUGGUAUAUUUUUGCCACGCAUUUUGAUUACUGGGUGAAAGACUUUAUUGCGGUACGACAAAAGCUCUGCAUUUUGAAAAUAAAUGAAAUUCAAAUUAA